GAUAACAAAACCCUCUUUUGCUCUGCUUCUCUCUCUCUCCCUCUCCCCCAAAUUUUGAAAAUUGUGAAUAAUGGAAUUCAGAUACAGAGCCAUCGACACUGAUCGACCACCUCCUUCUACGGACACUGCACCAUCUCAGUCUCCGUUACCGAACUCCUCUUUCUUCCCGCCGCCGCGCUCCAUCCCAGGAUCAAGUGAGGAUGAUCAAGUUAGGGAAGCGAUUCAAAGAGAGAUUGAGAAGGAGCAUAUACGUCAAGAGAUCAUUAUCGCAGAAGCUGUCAGAAAGAGAGAGCUUAUAGCCGAGGUUUUACAGGAGAUGGCUAUUGAGAGAGAAAUGGCGAAAAGACGAGUGGCUGAGACGGGGAUGUCGUUAGAGGAAAAGAUAACUAUGUGGAUCAAUCAAAGGAAGCUUUCAAAUCAGAAUCAGAACAUGAACAACUUGUUCAGUCCUAUGAUGUACAAAGGUCCUUACAACGGUUUAGUUACAUCACCAAUGAUGCAAUUGCCUUCACUCCAACCAAUGCAUGAGUCUACUACUACCGGAACAUCAGUUUUGGAGUCUAAUAAAGAGAAGUUGAUUGUAUUGAAUAGGGCUGACACUAUGGGAGCAAAGGGUAAAGAAGACAGUGUUGGUACCAUGCAUUUGCCUCAACUCCAGCGAAGGCCUGAUGCUACUGGUACAUCUGUUUUGGAUUCUAACAAAGAUAAGUUGAUUGUACUGGCUAGAGCUGAUCCUGUAGGAGAAAAGCGUAAAGCAGAGGAUACUCAUCAAACUGGUUUGAACAAACAUGUUAAAGGGAAAAGGCACAAAGCAAAAGUAGCAGCAGUCUUGGAAGCAAAGACGAUGUCUGUGGAAACCGGAGAAAUAGUCUCUUCGAAAAAGCAAGUAGAAAGCAAACUAAGAAGAAGCUUUAAGUUUUGGUGUGACAUUUGUAAAGUUGGGACCUUUUGUCAAACAGUCAUGAGGGAUCAUGAGUUAGGUAAAAAGCAUAAGGCUGCUGUUACGCAACGGAAUGAGGCACCUGAGGCUGCUUCAACGUCCUUAGCUCCUGCUUCUUGUUCAGCGCCACAAUCAGAAACCAUUUCAGGAAUUGAAACUGCUAAUGUACCGGCUCAAGUAGUGGAAGACAUGUCGAUGAAAGAAACAAUGGGAAAGAAGACAGAAGAAGGUGAGAAGAAAAAGAAGGUAACGAUUUGGUGCAGCACUUGUAAUAUUCAUGCAAAUUCUGAGACGACGAUGAGGAAUCAUAGGCUUGGGAAAAAACACAUGGCUUUGGUUGAGAAAGAGAAACGUGAACCCGUUGCAGUCCCAAUGAGUGCUAUAAAUGCUGCUGAUCCAGGAGAGAAAGAGUCAGUUUCUCUAGCAAAGGAUCAUACAGAAGGUGAAGGUUCAUUGCAAGGUGAAGGUGAAGGUGAAGGUUCAUUGCAAUGUAAAGGUGAAGGUGAAGGUUCAUUGCAAUGUAAAGGUGAAGGUGAAGGUGAAGGUUCAUUGCUUGGUCAAGUCAUAGAAGAUUCUAAGUUUGUUAGGUCAUGACAACACAUAAUGGCUGAGGAAUCAGAGAUUGAGUUUCAUUGAGGCAUGAAUCAGAGACUUGCACAUGAGUUUUUUUUUUUUGUUUUAAGUGAGAAUGGGAAUGUUUAGUUACAAGCAUAAGUGUUAGACCACAAUGAUUGCAUUAUUGAAUGUGUUGCCUUGUCAUAUUGUUAUCAUGUAUACUGUACAAGUUUAUUAUGUUUGUGUGGACUUCACAUGAUAGAUAUGUCUUCUUUCAGGU
Messenger RNA from Camelina sativa (false flax), 1775 nucleotides. RefSeq lists its product as uncharacterized. Gene Ontology annotation, molecular function: nucleic acid binding; zinc ion binding. NCBI's taxonomy places the organism in Eukaryota, Viridiplantae, Streptophyta, Magnoliopsida, Brassicales, Brassicaceae. The record is from RefSeq and is a predicted model, not a curated record.